CCGUAUCUCUUUAAACGGGAGCGCGCAGGGAAGGGAGCCCAGCCGGCGGAGAGCUGGACGGAGACUUCAGGAUGGAGCCGUCCCAGCCUCUGCAACGGCUCCCGGGGUCUCCCAGGCUGCAGAUCCUCCACCUCCUCCCGCUGCUGCUGCUGCUGCCUGAAGGAUGCUGGGCCAAGUACGUGAAAGGCAACCUUAGCACCAAGGAGGAUUGGGUCUUUUUGACUAGAUUCUGCUUCUUUUCUGACUAUGGACGACUGGAUUUCCAGUUUCGCUACCCUGAGAAUAAGUGUUGUGAGAACAUCCUUCUUUAUUUUGAUGACCCUUCGCAGUGGCCGGCUGUUUACAAAAAGGGAAAUAAGGAUUGUUUGAUGAAAGAAUCGGUCAUCCGCCCAGAAAACAAUCAAGUUAUCAACCUGACAACCCAAUAUGCCUGGUCUGGAUGCAAGCUGGUGACCGAAAAUUCAAUCCGGUAUCUGAGUUGCACAAGCGGCAGGAGUUUCCGUUCCGUCCGGGAGCGCUGGUGGUAUGUGGUCCUCAGCAAAUGUGGGGGUGAUGGCUUGGAACUGGAAUACGAGAUGAUUUUGACGAAUGGCAAAUCGUUCUGGACACGUCACUUUUCUGCCGAUGAAUUUGGUAUCCUGGAAACUGACAUCACUUUCUUGCUCAUAUUCAUCCUGAUCCUCAUCAUUUCUUGCUACUUUGGCUAUUUGUUGAAAGGUCGGCAACUUCUGCACACGACAUACAAGAUGUUCAUGACAGCUGCUGGAGUAGAGGUGCUCAGCCUGAUGUUCUUCUGCAUAUACUGGGGCCAGUAUGCAAGUGAUGGUAUUGGAAACAAUAGUCUUAAGAUCCUGGCCAAGCUCCUUUUUUCCGUCAGUUUCUUGAUAUUCCUCUUGAUGCUCAUCCUCUUGGGAAAAGGAUUCACAGUUACCAGGGGUCGGAUCAGCCACACGGGCUCCAUCAAGCUCUCGGUGUACAUGACGCUCUACACUAUCACCCAUGUUGUGCUGUUUAUCUACGAGGCUGAGUUCUUUGAUCAGGCACAAGUCCUCUACACCUAUGAAUCACCAGCUGGAUAUGGCUUGAUUGCCUUGCAAUUUGUGGCUUACAUCUGGUUCUGCUAUGCCAUCCUCAUCACACUCAAGCAGUUCCCGGAGAAACAGCCGUUCUACGUGCCAUUCUUUGCUGCUUAUACCCUCUGGUUCUUUGCUGUCCCAGUUACUGCACUUAUCGCUAACUUUGGUAUACCAAAGUGGGCCCGAGAGAAAAUAGUCAACGGUAUCCAGCUGGGGAUUCAUCUCUACGCUCAUGCCGUUUUCCUGAUUAUGACCAGGCCCUCAGCGGCUAAUAAGAACUUCCCAUACCACGUGCGGACGUCACAGAUCGGGAUCGUUGAGGAAGCUGCAACAGGGGCCAAAUUUCCGCAUCACGUCUACGGCAACGUGACUUUCAUCAGCGACUCAGUGCCCAACUUCACAGAGCUGUUCUCCAUCCCCCAGAGUACAGGAAGCAACACCAGCAAUACCCGCAAACAAAUGGAAGACACCUCUUCUGCGGAUCGUAGCCUGACCUCCAACUGCGUGGUCACCACCUCUGAGCUCAGCGGUGCCCCUGUGCUGUUGAAGCCAUCUCUGGGGAGUGAGACUCAGCCUCCGCCCUACCAACUCCACGCGCCCCAACUACACCAACACAACGGCUACACCGAGUAUUUUAGCAUGCAUACAACUGGCGCCCGGCCCGUGUAAAAGUCUCUUGACUCUCCUUCUGGCUAGGUUGAUUCCUAUCGCGACAUUUUCUGGGGCUCCUUCUCUCAGACAGCGGCGCCCCCCAUCCUGGGUUUCUCUCCUGGGGCCCCCUUUCCCCUGUGGCAUCAUUCCCUUUUGUCCAGCCGUGUCUUCUUGGGAUCAGGAAGCCAGGGAGACAGAAUAGGCUGGGUGGGUUCAGCCCUGUUCCCCUCACCAUCUCCUGGCUCCUUCGCUAUGACUCAGUUAGUCUAUACCAGUCCUUCCCCAUGGGACCGUCUUAAGCUUUCCCACCCCUUCUGGGGCUGCUUCUGGGAGGGGAAGCCAAGCAUUGAAUGAACAUUGGUGGAGACGCUCUUCCAAUCCACUCAAAGCAGGACUGGGCAACGGUGGGCACUUUACGACCUGUGGACUUCAACUCCCAGAAUUCCUCAGCCAGCACGGCUGCCUCAGGCACUCUAGGCGUUGAAGUCCACAGGUGGUAAACGUAGAGCGACAGGCCCAUCUUCGGCUGACUUUUCCCUGUGGACCAGCGUUUCUCAACUUUGGCACCUUGGUGAUGGGUGGACUUCAACUCCCAGAAUUCCCCAGUCAGCAAGACUGGCUGGAGAAUUCUGGGAGCUGAAGUCCACAAGUCUUUAAAAGUUGCCAAGGUUGAGAAACAAGAUCAAGAUCACUGUAGUUUUCCCCAGCGGCCAUUGUGAUUCAGUGGUUUUCCUGUCUGGAUCCCACAAGAGGAACCACAAAGCAAGCUAGGCCAGAUUCGCCUUGUAAUUAUAUCUCCAUGUUACAUGACACCAUAUUAACAUCUUUUGGACCACCUUUUUUUCUUUCUGCUUACCUUGUGAAGAUAGUUUGAAUCUUCUAGGUCCCUCUGUUCUGGUUCCCCAGGGUAGUUAACGUUGCCCUUGUUAGUUCCUAGGAACCAAGCUACAGUAAGAUGGUAAGAUGAGCAGCCAAUACAUUUGAUAAAUAAACAAACAAAAUAAAA
Molecule: messenger RNA, 2733 nt
Organism: Crotalus tigris (Tiger rattlesnake)
Lineage: Eukaryota; Metazoa; Chordata; Lepidosauria; Squamata; Viperidae
Gene: TMEM145
Product: transmembrane protein 145
Exons: 15
Coding region: 72-1745 (557 amino acids)
Biological process (GO): G protein-coupled receptor signaling pathway; response to pheromone
Source: RefSeq, a predicted model, not a curated record